Messenger RNA from Penicillium cinerascens, 1497 nucleotides. RefSeq lists its product as uncharacterized. Gene Ontology annotation, biological process: transmembrane transport. The record is from RefSeq and is a predicted model, not a curated record. Gene Ontology annotation, cellular component: membrane. Gene Ontology annotation, molecular function: ATP binding. The coding region runs from base 1 to 1497 and encodes 498 amino acids. The transcript has a single exon. Lineage: Eukaryota; Fungi; Ascomycota; Eurotiomycetes; Eurotiales; Aspergillaceae.
AUGCGGUUCUACAAGCCCAUCUUCUGCUGCGAGUUCGAGGGGGCUGCCGAGACGCAACAGGCUGUCGUUGAGCAAGACACGAAGCUCGGGACUGCUACCGUCUCAGUGGAGUCCGUCUCAGGCUACAAGGUCAAGGAGAGCCCUCGCGUUGUGGAUCGCUGGCUCGAUGCCGUCGUGCACGUUGCUGGAUCGCCCCCAGUCUUCCUGGUCAUUAUUGGCGGUCUUCUUGUAUGGGCACUGAUGGGUAUUCGCUUUGCCAACUCAGACGUCUGGAUCGCUGUUAUCUCUGAUGUGCAGGCCAUCCUGUGCUACGUGUUCGAUUCGUUCCUCAUGCGCCAGCUGCUUCGAGAGUAUUCCGAGCAACGGUCUGCCAUGGCUGAGAUCAAGUCCCGGUGCAACAGCCAUGACCGAAUGCUCGCCAAGGUCAAGGAGACGCUGGGAUCGGAAGGCAUUCGUCGUUAUGUCGAGGGGUACAAUAGUGAGCCUCUCCGUCCGCUUGACCAUGGGUUCCGGACGCAGAGCCGGUUCGCGCGGUUGAUCAUUCUUUCUGCAAAAAUGUUCGGUCAUAUUACCACUGUUGGUCUGUAUUGGGUUGGCAUCUUUGUGUGGCUAGGAUUUGGUCACCAAUUCCACUGGUCCGAUCGAUGGCAGCUGUACAUCAACGACGCCACAUCCGCUCUGAUGGUCCUGGUCUUUGCGUUCCUGGCUUGCCUCCGUGAAUGCUACGCUGAUUACACCAACACCUGCGUGGACGAAAUCUUCCGGCUCGAUGCUACCCUUGAGAAGGAGCUUCGCCACCUCGGUCAAGAUGAAUUGCCGAAUAUACCUGAGACAAUCAUGCCACCGAAGGAGAGCUACCUGCAGGUGGUGAUUUACUACUACGCCGAUGUCAUCGGCACAUUGGUCGGAAUCAUCGUCCUUCUGCUGGUUAUCAUUGCAUGGGCAGCCGCCGGUCCAGCCUUUCACUUCAACAACACCUGGUGGCUUCUCAUCGGUACCUAUGCUGGGUUGGUGGGUCUCUUCGACAGCUUCGUCCUCCGGAACGUUCAAGGCAAGGUACACCAAUAUAUCAGGCGCCAGAUCAGUGAUUUGGAGGAAGCAGACAAUGUCCUUUUCGCCGGACUGUCCUUGCCGAUUCCCGCCACCGACACCACGAAGCAAGCAUCUCUGACACAAAGGGUAUCUCGAAGCAUGGAUGCGGUCAGCUCCCAUCUACUCAUGGUGGUAGCUGGCUUUAUGCUCACCAUUGGCUGCAUCAUUACGUCGAGUGCCAUGAACUGGAGUCUGACCGGACAGUUGAUCUCAAACGUGCCGCCUAGCAUCAUCGAAACGUUCUUCAUGCUCAUCCUGAUCACCGGGCAGAACGAUGCGGAGGCCCAAGCUCGCGUUGAUUUGAGUAAUAUCUACUAUCGACGACAGCGACUGCUUUCGUUCGUGAAGCAUGUGAGGAGCACUGAGGAGCAGAUGCAGGUGCUUGAUAUGGAGGACGCUGCGUGA